Geosmithia morbida is the source of this 1485-nucleotide messenger RNA. RefSeq names its product Fungal Zn(2)-Cys(6) binuclear cluster domain. The record is from RefSeq and is a predicted model, not a curated record. Lineage: Eukaryota; Fungi; Ascomycota; Sordariomycetes; Hypocreales; Bionectriaceae. The coding region runs from base 1 to 1485 and encodes 494 amino acids. Gene Ontology annotation, molecular function: DNA-binding transcription activator activity, RNA polymerase II-specific; zinc ion binding. Gene Ontology annotation, biological process: regulation of transcription by RNA polymerase II. The transcript is spliced from 5 exons.
AUGGCCCCCCCAAAAGAUCGCAAGAGAAAAUUUCACCGCCGAAGCAAAAACGGUUGCAACGUGUGCAAGAAGAGGCAUGUGAGGUGCGAUGAGAAGAGACCUCUUUGCACGAAUUGCCUGCAGACUGGAGAUGAAUGCAUAUACUCGCCUCUUCGCCAAGAUGGUUCGCCGCAUGGAACUGACGGGGGAUACGCCUUGGUCAAACGGGAUGUCCCAUUAGGCACCAUCGUGUCGGCCAGAACUCUGGAUAUGAAGAGUCCCCUCAGUGAUUACGUGGGCGGCUCAUACGAGGCCUUGCCUGACACGUCGAAACGACUCCUGAGGCACUUAUGGGGACAGCAACCUGUGAACCGCGAACUCGAAUCGAGCGUAAUUCACAAGGCAUUCGAGACACCAGGGUAUAUGCACAUGUGCCUGAUGCUAUCAGCUUGUCAAUGGGCAUGGGUCAGAGGCUCCAUGGACGAUGUUAGGAUCCCUUUCAUGUAUCACAAAUCCGCGACAUACCAGUUUGCCAGGGAACAGCUUCGGGCAUCAGAGACGGCACAGAGCGGUGCCACAAUGCUUGCCAUAUCGUCUCUCGCUCUAGCAGAGGUAGGGAUCCAGCAUACGCCCCUGCAGGAUACUCACGGAGGAGGAGCUAACAAGGUCAAAUGCCAGGGUGCGAUUGGUGAUCUGGACACUUCAACAAAGCACCUCAACGGAUUCCGCCUGGCAAUGCAGGGCCAAGGAUCAUGCCCGUCGCUCGCGCAGGAGAUGCUAAAGAUGGCGGGGAAUGGUCUUCGUGCCAGCAAGUCUACUACAUUGGUCAAUGUGCCAGACUACCAGCCUACCUUUAUGGCGCUCCUCUUUGCCUCAAUAUGGGACAUUUCGACCCUGCCGCCUAGAGAAGCUCCCAAGUACGGUUGGUGGGAGGAAAAUGACACACAGGCUGCGCGACUGUGGCAGAACCACACCAAGGAGCUCAACCUCAAUUAUGAGAUAUCGCGGGGAUUCGACCCAAACACGUACAUGCCACGCAUAUUGAAUGGCGACCCAAAGAGCAGCCGCACAUGUUUCAUCGCCACCUUCUUCUACCUCUUCUCCGAGGUGGGCAACGGUCAGAUGGAUGCCGUUCUGGUAGACUGGAUCCUCGAGCAGCUCAUUGACGACGUCAACACCAACGAGGAGAGCAUCAAGACCAGCGCUUGGAGCGGUCCGUUGUGGCUAUGGUGCGUUAUGUUCGGAGCAGCCAUAGCCAGCUCGGGCAAGGCAUCGAGCCUGGUAGAAGACAGGCAGCUGAGGAGGUGGAUCAAGGUAUACGAUGAAAAAAUUCGACUAGUCAGUAAGACUCUAGGUUUAGAUUCCUGGGGAUCUGCGAGGCGGGUGCUGGGCCCGUUCCUCAGCGGCUCGCAAGAUGAGGAUGUGGACAAAGGGUUGAUGGAUAUCUGGGAGCGAGCUUGUGGGACCAAUGUCGCAUGGGACGUUGAGGAGGUAGGCGAUGAAUGA